GGAAUCUUUUUCAAAUAAGCACUGAUAUUUCUGUGUGGCCAGGUCAAUUACAAGAAAAAUAUGGUGACUUCUACGAAGUUUACAUAGGGCCCCUACGGCUAAUUUGGCUCUGCAGAGAAGAUUUAAUUAGUAAAAUGAUGAGUCCAUCAAAUAAUAGUAACUUUCAUAACAGAGUGAGUGCAAACCAUGAUGGUAUGAAAGAAAUUGGACUACUUGACACUGGACUUUCUUUCAACUCAAAUUUCAAGACUUGGCAGUAUUAUCGAAGGUUUUUUGGAAAAACAAUGUCUAAAGCUUCGUUUUUGGUACAAGCACUGGAUUUCACCCAAGAAGUGCUUAAUGGGAUGGAGAAUUAUUGGGAGGAACUCGGAGAAGACAUAACAUUAGAAUUUUCGCGAUGGGCAAAAAGAUAUUUUGUUGAUACUUUAUUUCUUAUAGCCACCGGUAAACCGGCACGUUCUUUAGCUAGUUAUUAUAACGAAUUAUCAAUUGACAAAAAGGUCGAUGUAUCAGAAAAUGCGCUAAAGGAAAGUGAAGUCCUCUUGCAAGCUAUUGAAGACCUUUCUGCGAGCGGUAUACACUUCAUGAUAUUUCCAAAGUUUAUUAGAGACUUUCCGGGAAUUAGACUGUAUACCCAAAGAUUAAAGAAUAGUAUAAAUUGGCUAAGAAAAAAAUCUCUUGAUAUUAUUAAGGCUAGAAGAGAAGAUAUCGAAAAAACACCCAAGGACCAAGAACUUACUCCUAAUAUUUUAACAAUGUUUUUAACUAUAAACACAUCGCGUGAUGUUACCGAAAGUAUUGUCGAUAGUCUACACGACAAACCAAUGUCUGAUGAAGAAAUUGGUAGUCUUUUCUUGGAAAUCCUACUUGGUGGAAUUCAUACGAGCUCGAAUACUAUCUGCUACCUAAUUUAUUACAUAUCCCACUAUCCAAAAGUUAAAGAACGCUUAAUAGAAGAAAUCGAUCGAGUUUUGGGAAAAGACUUAGGUUAUAAAAUUACUCUUGAAGAUAUAGGAAAACUUGAAUAUUGUGAAGCAAUUAUUCAUGAAUGUUCGCGAGUAGUUACCCUUGUUCCUGUAUUAUAUAAAAAAAAUAAUGAGCCAGACGAGAUUGGUCGUUUAAUGUUUCCUGCGGAAACACAAUUCUUUAUCUACUGUCAAGGUAUUCAUAAACAUAAAUCUUUAUGGACAAAUCCAGAAGAGUUUAACCCAGAAAGAUUUAUUGAGAAUCCGGAAAGUAAAAAGCAUAUUUAUACUUUUGGUGGUGGACAGAGAAAGUGCCCUGGAAGGAAUUUAGCAAUGCUACAGUUAAAACUGAGUUUAGCUUCAUUAUACAGAAAGUAUGAUAUUAAGCUUGUUGAUAAUAACGCACCGAUCAAAAACCUAUUAUUUUUAAUAAUUUCUUUUGUAAUUUCAAAUAAAAAAUUAUAA
Messenger RNA from Acaulospora morrowiae, 1430 nucleotides. Lineage: Eukaryota; Fungi; Glomeromycota; Glomeromycetes; Diversisporales; Acaulosporaceae. The record is from the annotation of a GenBank genome assembly.